Purpureocillium takamizusanense is the source of this 2724-nucleotide messenger RNA. RefSeq lists its product as uncharacterized. Bases 533 to 2473 code for a protein of 646 amino acids. Gene Ontology annotation, biological process: transmembrane transport. The record is from RefSeq and is a predicted model, not a curated record. Gene Ontology annotation, molecular function: transmembrane transporter activity. NCBI's taxonomy places the organism in Eukaryota, Fungi, Ascomycota, Sordariomycetes, Hypocreales, Ophiocordycipitaceae. The transcript has a single exon.
GUGUUGGCCGGCCCCGUGGGAUUCUUCCUCAGACUUGUUCCUCCUCAGACUCGUUGGAGCAAGGAUGAGAACGAGGGAGCGAACCAACAAGAAAAAACAUUUCAAUCGUCGCCCGCCAACAACCUCGGCCGCCCGCCACCCCCGCCCAUGAUCCAUCAUCAUCCAUCCAUCCCCACGCCCGUUCCCCACGUCACCCCCAGCCGGCGCGCGGGGCUCUCCAGGUUGGCUCAUGACAUCCAUGGCAUGGCAUGGAUGGGCACGGCACGCACUUCGGGCAAGUCCAGACCCAAGAUGCUUAUUUCCGGCACGACGGCCCGCCUCGUUUGUGCCCUCUCCAAAACCCACCCAUGGUCGCUGCAUCUCUUCUUGUUGGUGUGGGUGACCUCCGGUUCGGCUGUGCACACCCUCGCAACGCUCCUUGCUGCGCCGGUUGGCUCUCUCUCCCGCCCAGGCCUGAUGCCGAGCUGUUCGCCUCCUCUUCGUCGUGUCUCCCAUCUGCACCAUCGAGACAGACCUAGAUGAAGACUGUGCGAUGACACGAACGCAGCGGGCGCACCAUGAUGCGCCUGGUCUGCAACCGGACUCGGAUCCUCAAGCCCGUCUCCAUGUCACCAACGGCGUUACCCUUUCGCCUCGAGACCCAGAUCAUCAGCACGAAAAGCGCAAGCCGCUUGAAACAACAACUUUGGGCGCCGACUCGCCCAUCGUCUACUUCUAUCUCGACUUCGACUCGCCUCUGCCUACGGUCCCUCCUCAACACCAUGGCAUGGGCCGUGACCCUCAGUUCGGUGACGGCCGCGACGACCUCCCGUCUUGCCCGGACCUCCGCCCAUACAUAUCACCCUUGCAAUGGGGCCCAGCGCGCAAGAAUCUCCUCCUUGGCCUGGCCUGCACCGUCACCUUCAUGACCGCCUACACGGCCGGUGCCUACUCUCCGCCUGCCGACAUCAUGGCCCACGACCUUGGCACCACUCGCAUCGCCGUGCUCGUCGGCAUCACCAUCUUCUGUCUUGGCUUCGCUUCAGCCCCCAUGGCACUAGCCCCCAUCUCCGAGAUCUGGGGCCGCUAUCCCGUCUUCGUUGUUGCCGGCGUCAUCUUUGUCGUCUUUCAGGCGGUAUGUUCUGUCAUGCCACAUAUUGCUGGCAUGCUCAUCGCACGCUUCCUCGUCGGCGUCGGCGCCUCCGUCUUCAGUUCCGUCGUUGGCGGACUCAUCGCCGACUUGUGGGACAAGGAGGAGCGCAACACGCCCAUGGCUCUCUUCAGCGGCGCCGUCCUUGCCGCCACCGGCGCCGGACCCCUGGUUUCCACCGCCCUCAUCGACGACGUUGCCGACCCUACGCUCGCUUGGAAGUGGACUUUCUGGCACCAGGUCAUCGUGGACGCCGCCCUCGUCCUCGCCAUUGUCUUGUUUGGUAGUGAGAGCAGAGCCUCGGUUCUUCUGUCACGCAAGGCCAAGGUCCUCAACUCCUGGUACGAGAAGCUGGAGCGCCACGGCGUCUAUGGCUUGUGGAUCACCCAGCCCUCCGAAAUGGUCGUCGCCGCCUCUGCGCGCUGCAGCAUCCAGGCCUCGGCCGCCGACGUGAGCACCCUCCCGCCUGAAGUCAAAGAUUUAAGCAGCGACGAGAGUCUCUCGGCGAGCGGCCGGCUGCUGCGUAUGCGAUGGGUGGUUCGCGCAGACGAAGAACGGCCGGCGCUUCCCCAGCUCAUAUCUCUUUCCGUUCGUCGCCCCUUUUACCUGCUCCUGGCGGAGCCCGUCGUAUUUUGGUUUUCUCUUUGGGCUGCCUUCGCAUGGGGUGUUCUGUACUUGUCCUUCUCCGUUGUCCCUUUCCUCUACAAGACGGACCUCGACCGCUCGAGUCGCGUCUUCGUCUCCAUGAUGGUUGCCGCCGCCGUCGCCACGGCCGUCAGCAUCGUCCAGGAGCACCUGCUUAAACACCCGCAGUGGCGCACGUACCCGGAGCAUGCGUCGUUUCGCUACUCGGACUCGCGUUUCUGGGCUUUCAUGCGCCAAAGAUUUCCUGCCGAGGCGCCCGAGGCGCGGUUGUAUUUUACUUGCAUCACCGCCUUGAUGCUUCCUGCGGGACUGUUCGGCGGCUUUCUCUGCCCUCGCUACAUGGACGGCUAUGCUGAGGCCGUCGGGCUGGGCUUCGCCACCUGGGGCAUCUACUCGAUCUAUCUCGCCACCUUCAAUUACCUGGCCGACACGUACCACAUCUACGCUUCGUCGGCCCUUGCCGCUCAGAGUUUCUGCCGCAACGUCCUAGGAGGCGCUUUCCCCCUGGUGACGAGCGCCAUGUUCACCAAACUUGGGCUGCGCGGGGCGGGCGGCCUUCUCGGCGGCAUCGCCACCGUCCUGACCGUCAUUCCGUGGGUGCUCGUCUUUUGGGGUGAGAGGAUCCGCGCGCGCAGCAAGUUCGCCAUUGUGAGUGCAAGACAUGCCCUAGAGAUCUACCUAUGUGGCAACGAGCACUAACACUAUUUGCAGUCUUUGCAGCGUAACGACUAAUGCACCACGGCCGGGAGAUGAUGGUAACCAUAGACAGCUCGUUGACUGAUUUGCGUCCUUGGGCAUGGAACGGAGGCGUGCGUUUGUUGAAAAUGGGAUAGAAGUGCGCUGGAAAACCCGACAUGGUUGGACACAUUUGCAUCGUAUCAUUGGAUACGCAUUACAGCGGCAUAUCAGCGAUAGACUUGACUCUAUAAUUACAUAGAGAGGCUCACAGU